GGGAGUUUCGGGACUCGUCUACAAGGGGUGUCAGGAUACGGAGCGUGACACCUGGAGGGGUCCUGGGGCAUAUUGGGAAGGACUCACAGACAAUGGAGUCGAUGGCAAUGAGGCCUUGAACUGCGAGUGGAUUGUGGGUGAGAAGAAGGAGCAGGGAAUUAUUUAUAAAAGGAAUACAGAGGGAUGAGGUAUCCGGAGGGUAAUCAGGAAGCGUACCUGGGAGAUUUACAGGGGUAAGGAGGAGCCAGUAUAGUGAUGAGAAACCAUCUAGGGUAGAUCAGGAGGAUAGAAGAUGUGUAUGUGUGUGUCGGGGAGGGUGAUUUGUCAGCUGGAAUGGAUUUAGAGGAGCAAAGACUGGAUUUGUGGACUGUCUAAGGGAGAUGGUCUAUGGAGUGAGAGCAGAAAUAAGGUGACACUUUGGGGAAAGGGGAAGGGGCAUGAUUGGCAACUGGAGGGAGAACCUACAAGUUAUCUGAUCAGGGAGGAAGGAGGUCCUUUGAUAUCUGGGAAGGGGAGAUCUAGGGCUUUUGGGUGUUUUUCAGGAGAGGGUGACCAGUAACUAAAUGCCUGUGGAGAGGCCACUUCUGAAGAGUUGAACACCACCAGGGUCUCCACAUUAAAGGGCCUGGCCAUGGGAAGAACAGUGAUAGGCCCAAAUUUGCAGACUGAUAAAAGAGUAGUGGAGGUCGAAGACUACUAAAGACCCAGGAACUUCAUGUGGAAUUUCAGCUUUGCUUCAUUCCAGUUUCAUUUAUUUAGUGGACAUUAUCCUUCCUGGACUAGGCUUUGGGAUUACAACCCAGAACCAACAAGCAAGAACUUUUCCCUCUCCAAAAUUUCGGUCGGAAGGGAAAGAAACAUUGACUAAUGAGUUUUAAGAGUGACAAAUAUUACCACAAGGAAGUACAAGAUGAAGUUAUACGGAAGCGUCUCCUCAUUGAUGGAGAUGGUGCUGGAGAUGAUCGGAGAAUUAAUCUGCUAGUGAAGAGUUUCAUUAAAUGGUGCAACUCUGGGUCCCAGGAAGAGGGAUAUAGCCAGUACCAACGUAUGCUGAGCACGCUGUCUCAAUGUGAAUUUUCAAUGGGCAAAACUUUACUAGUAUAUGAUAUGAAUCUCAGAGAAAUGGAAAAUUAUGAAAAAAUUUACAAGGAAAUAGAAUGUAGCAUAGCUGGAGCACAUGAAAAAAUUGCUGAGUGCAAAAAGCAAAUUCUUCAAGCAAAACGAAUACGAAAAAAUCGCCAAGAAUAUGAUGCUUUGGCAAAAGUGAUUCAACACCAUCCAGACAGGCAUGAGACAUUAAAGGAACUAGAGGCUCUGGGAAAAGAAUUAGAGCAUCUUUCACACAUUAAAGAAAGUGUUGAAGAUAAGCUGGAAUUGAGACGGAAACAGUUUCAUGUUCUUCUUAGUACCAUCCAUGAACUUCAGCAAACAUUGGAAAAUGAUGAAAAACUCUCAGAGGUAGAAGAAGCUCAGGAAGCAAGCAUGGAAACAGAUCCUAAGCCAUAGACAGGCUAAUCGCCCACCACUCCCAGGAAUAUUGAAAUAGCUACGUGACCAUAAUGUGUUUAAAAUGUGAUGUGCUCUCAAGAUAUUUAAAGUUUUGGCAGUAAAAUACUCCGUUUUUAAAUAUGAAUGUGUAUUUCAUUCAUAUUUCCUCACACAAAGGAAAAUGACUUCAGUAUAGAUUUGUUUUUAUUAAAAUGCAUUUUUUUAUUCUUAAGUGGUAGGAAGCAACAUCCAAAAAUGCUUAAUAAAAUGGUUUUAAGCUG
Piliocolobus tephrosceles (Ugandan red Colobus) is the source of this 1769-nucleotide messenger RNA. It is a transcript of the gene THOC7, whose product is annotated as THO complex subunit 7. Gene Ontology annotation, cellular component: THO complex part of transcription export complex. Gene Ontology annotation, biological process: mRNA processing; mRNA export from nucleus. NCBI's taxonomy places the organism in Eukaryota, Metazoa, Chordata, Mammalia, Primates, Cercopithecidae. The record is from RefSeq and is a predicted model, not a curated record. The transcript is spliced from 8 exons. The coding region runs from base 868 to 1506 and encodes 212 amino acids.